Molecule: messenger RNA, 9047 nt
Organism: Hydra vulgaris (swiftwater hydra)
Lineage: Eukaryota; Metazoa; Cnidaria; Hydrozoa; Anthoathecata; Hydridae
Source: RefSeq, a predicted model, not a curated record
CAGACUAAGUUAGAUCUUUCGAUUAUUGUUGAUACCUCAGGAAGUAUUGACAUUGCAAACUUUGUUAAAGCUCAAAAAUUUUUAACAAACCUGGUUGAUUUUUUUAAUGUUGGACUAGAUGAAACAAGAAUUGCUUUGAUUAGCUAUUCUUAUCAUGUUUAUGUUGAAUUUCGGCUUAAUGAAAAGCAAAAUAAACCAGCUAUGAAGGAAGCUAUCAGUAAAGUAAAGUACCAGAGAUCAAUCACUUCAACAGGUGAUGCCUUAACAACUUUAGUGGAUAAGAUUUAUACUGAAAAAAGUGGCAUGAGAAGCGAUAAAUCUAUACCAAAGAUUGGAAUUUUAUUGACUGAUGGUUACUCAAAUGGUGAAAUUGAUGUCUAUUAUGCCGCAAAGCGUGUUAAGGAAGCUGGUAUUAGCAUGUUUGUUAUUGGAGUAUCUGCUAGUGUAUAUAUGCCUGAAAUACUAGCUAUUGCCAGUCCACCAGAAAAUCAGCAUUACAUUUUAAUUGACAGUUAUCUAGAUCUUUCUGGCUUCCUCAGUCAAAUUACUGCUGUUUCCUGUGAUGAAGGGGCUCAGCUGAGUCAAUGUGAUAGUAUAAAAACAGCUGUUGAUGGUGGAUCUUUUAAAUAUUUUCAAUCCAACUUCAAAGGAAUUAAACAAGGAAGUUACAAGCGUGUCUCUUUUGAGUUAGUUGAUAAGCAAGGAAUGUCUUUUAUUUACACUUCAACAAAGCUACGUAAUCCUGGGCCUUUGUCAGAAGAAAAAGAUGUAAACAAGAGUGAAAGCAACAUAUCACCUCGAAUAAUAUCAAUAGAUCUAUCUUCUGUUAAUGAAACUAUCAUUUACAUUGCUGUCCUAGGUCAAAAAGAUUACAAUGUGUUUGAAUUGAGUAUAUGGGAAUCAUUAUUUUCAACUGAUCAAAUCUUUGUUAACAUAUCAGAAAAUGAAAAUGCCGGACAGCAAGUUUUUGUUGUACAAACAAUAAAUAAUCCAAAAAGCUUUAACUAUAUGAUCAAAGAUGGUUUGAAUAGUGGUGACUUCCAAAUUGACAACAAUGGACAAAUAACAACAAAUAAAAGUCUUGACAGAGAAAAUAUAUCUAGUUAUAAGUUAAGUGUUAUAGCCGAAGAUAAAAAUGAUAAAUGUCACAAAGGUUUAAUAUCAAUUGUAAUAAAUGUUGAUGAUAAAAAUGACAACAAACCAGAAUUUGAAAAUCAAGAAUACAAAGUAGAACUAAGAGAAGAUACUCCAUUAAAUCAGUUUGUCAUACAGGUUCAAGCUACAGACAAAGAUAUUGGAAAAAAUGCUGAGCUGACUUAUGAACUAUCUGGCUCAAAUCAAGAUAUUUUUAAGAUUGAAAAAAAAACAGGUAUAAUUAGAACAAACAAAACUCUUGAUUAUGAAUCUAAAUCAAGUUAUACGAUUGAGUUAGUUGUUCGUGAUUCUGGUGCUAAUGUGCUGGUUGGAUAUGCCAAUCUAAUUGUAAGUGUGACUGAUGUGAAUGAGCCACCAGAGUUUCUAAAUUGUAAGAUACCAAGAAGUUGUGUUUUUAGUAUUGAUGAAAACCAACCAGAAAACUCAAUUGUUGGAACAAAUAUAACUGCUAUAGAUCCAGAUACAACUUCAUGUAACCUAAGUUACAGCAUUGUUUCUCUUGAUAAACAGUAUUUUAAAAUUACAGGUAACACAAUACAAACAAGAAUGUCUCUUGAUAGAGAAGCAAAAGAAAGUUAUUCUUUAGAAGUGUCUGUUAAAGAUUGUGGAAAACCCCCACUCUACACAUUCACAAUUAUUACCGUGGUUUUAAAUGAUUUAAAUGAUAAUAACCCAAAGUUCUCUGAACCUUCUUAUAAGUGUUUUGCUAAAGAAGACUUGCCUAAAAAUGCUACAUUGUGUGCAGUGACAGCAAAUGAUAUUGAUGCUGGGAUCAAUGCUAAAAUUAUUUUCAGUAUUUCCAGUUCUAAUGAAGGUAUACGUAUCAAUAGCAAUAAUGGAAUACUUACCUUGGAUAAUAGUUUAGACAGAGAAACAAAACCAGUUAUUGAAUUAGUAAUAACUGCUAUAGACCAAGGAACACCUUCGCUUCAUUCAUCAGUCAUCUUAAUAAUUGUUGUGGUUGAUGUCAAUGAUAACGCUCCAACAUUCAUUGGAAAUAGAAACCUUAGUAUUGAUGAAAAUGUUGAAACUAGAACGCUGGUUACCAAACUUAAUGCUGUAGAUAUUGAUGAAGGUCUAAAUGCCCAAGUUCGUUUUUUAAUCACUUCUGGUAAUACAGAUGGCAUGUUUACUAUCAACAAUCAAGGAGAGUUAGUUACUCAAAAGCAACCAGAUCGUGAAAACAUUGAUUUUUAUAGUCUUAAUAUAACUGUGCAUGAUUUGGGCGAUCCAUCUUUAUCAAAUACAGCUGUGUAUACAAUUCAAAUCAAUGAUCUUAAUGACAACAGUCCUGUUUUUGAUAGAUAUCGAUACAUUUUGACUGUUAAAGAAAACCAACUGGUCAACACCAUAAUUAUAAAGAUCAAUGCAACUGAUAUAGAUAUUGGUAUUAAUAAAGAGAUUACUUACAGAAUUUUGGGUGGAAACAAAGAAAAUGUUUUUUCUCUUGAUCCCAACAUUGGAAGUUUAACGUUAAUAGCUACUCUUAAAUUCAGAAAACAGAAAAAAUACACCCUGACUGUUGCUGCUACUGAUAAAGGAUCACCAUCAAGAUCUUUUAUAACUUUUAUUGAAAUUACUGUGGAAGAUACAAAUGAUUUUACACCAAUAUUUAUUGAUCAACCUUAUGUAAAGUCUUUAAAUGAGAAUGUAGAAAUUGGAACUAAUGUUUUGUUAAUCAAUGCUAAAGAUAAUGAUUUUGGUCUAAAUGGAGAUCUCACUUUUUCAUUAGAGAAUCUGCAAAGUCUACCAUUUGCUAUAAAUUCUAAAACAGGUUUAAUAAGUGGAGAAAUCAGAACCAACAGUUUAAUAGAUAGAGAAGUGUUAAACAACAUAAAAGCUACAAUCCAAGUGAAAGACAAUGGCAAAAAUCAAAGAGAAUCAAAGACUCUGUUGAGUGUUACAAUACUUGAUGAAAAUGACAAUAAACCAAAAUUUGAUUUUAUCAGCUACAACUUUAGUUUUGUUGAAGAGCAAAAUGCUGGAACAGAAGUUGGGAAAGUUUUUGUCACUGAUGAAGACAUGGGAAUCAAUAAAGAAAUUGUCUUUGAUGUAAUACAUACUGAUAGAUUUUGGGUUGAUAGCCUAGACAAUGGAAUAGGUAUUAUAAAGGCUAAAAAACUGAAUCGCGAAGAAAAAGACUUGUACAAGUUCAUAGUAAGAGCCUCUGAUAAAGGAACACCUCCUCUUUUUUCUUUAGUCAAUGUUGUUGUUACUAUUACAGAUAUAAAUGAUAACAUGCCAUUAAUUGAAGAUAAGAGAUAUCAAAUAAGUAUUAAAGAAACUGUAUCAUUUGCAACAUUUGUUCUUAAGAUUACUGCCUCUGACCUUGAUAUUGGUAAAAAUGGUCAAUUUGUUUACAAAAUUAAAAGCAGUCCAAACUCUCAUCAUUUUUUUAUUAAUUCAAGUACAGGUGUGAUCAUGACAGCUACAGCCUUAGAUUAUGAAACAGUUUCAUCUUAUAUUUUAAAUAUUGAAACUAUAGAUAAAGGGUCACCGCCUUUAUCUGACAGUGCAGUUGUUAACAUAAGUAUCAAUCAUGAGGACAACACAGCUCCAAAGUUUGAACAAGUAAAGGGUGUAUCUAUAUAUGAAGAUCUUGGUGUAAAUCAACCUGUCGUGCAGUUUAAUGCAAGUGAUGUUGACGGUUCAAACAUUACAUAUAAAAUUAUUGGAGGAAUUAAUGAGGAUACAUUUCAAAUUAACAAAGUCACAGGUUUAUUGUUUUUAAAAAAAAAUAUAGAUCAUGAGAAGAAAGAUUUUUACAACAUCAGUGUUGAAGCUUCCGAUGCAAGAAAAAAAGAGGUUAUAUACUUACCAGUAGAUGUCAUAGAUGUAAAUGAUAAUUAUCCUAUUUUUAAUCAAGCAUCAUAUUCUGGAAAUGUUGAAGAAGAGAGUGAUGAUUUUACAAGAGUCAUUGUUACUGUCAUAGCAUCUGACAAAGAUUCUAAUUUAAAUGCAGAAAUUGAAUACAAAAUUGUUUCUGGAAAUAAUAGUGUGUUUGAAAUAGACUCAAAAUUAGGUAUAUUGCGUUCCAAGAAAAAGUUGGAUCGUGAAGAAACAGAGACUUACAUAAUUGAAGUUGCAGCUGUAGAUAAAGGUACACCUUCUCUUUGCACAAGUGUUUUUAUCACUAUCAAUGUUGCUGAUAUUAAUGACAACUAUCCACAGUUUGAAAAUGAUGUUUAUAACAUUUCUGUCAAGGAAAAUUUAGGAGCUGGUCUCUUUUUAAUCCAGUUAAGAGCAUUUGAUAUUGACAAGAAUGAAAACGGAACAGUCGUUUACAGUAUUAAUGCAGAUUUUGAGAGUUUGUUUUCAAUCAAUGAAUCAACUGGACUGUUAUAUGCAUUGAUUAAUUUUGAUAGAGAGGAAAAAGAUUCUUAUACAAUCAAAGUGAAAGCUUUUGAUCAUGGUAUUCCAUCAAAAUCUAGUGAAACUUUAGUUAACAUCAUAGUUUUAGAUGUAAAUGAUAAUGCACCUGUAAUCCAAACAAAAACAUUACCUGCUGUAAAUGAAAGCGUUUCUAUAGGAACAAAUCUUUUUCAGAUCUUAGCAGAUGAUUCUGAUAUUGGUAUUAAUAAGGUUUUAGUUUUUAGCAUCACACCUGAUAUCUUUCGCAUUGAUAACAAUGGAAAUAUUUUUUUAAAUAGACCUUUAGAUCGUGAGCUUGUUUCUCAACAUAAUGUUUUUGUAAAGGUUGAAGAUACAGGUGAACCUAGACUUCAUACAAGUAUUAGUUAUAUUAUAGAUGUCACAGAUGAUAAUGAUAAUGCACCAGUAUUUUUAAACACUCCUUAUUAUGUUGACUUAGAAGAAAAUUUUCAAUCAAAAAAGUUAUUAUUUAAAGCCCAUGCUAAUGAUAUUGAUAUUGGAAUAAAUUCUCAAAUAGCUUAUAGUAUUCUUAACAACAAAGAAGUUUUUUCGAUCAAUGCUACUACGGGUGAUAUUUAUACCACGAAAGCUGUAGACUAUGAAACUGUACAAUCUUUUGUAUUAAAUAUUUCUGCUUCUGAUUGGAAGUUCACUACCUUUGCUACUGUUGUAGUUACUAUUAUUAAUCUUAAUGAUAAUUAUCCUCAAUUUGAGAUGUUUGAAUAUUUUGCUUCUAUACUUGAAAAUGCUACAAGAAAUAGUCUUGUUGUAAAUGUAAAUGCCAAUGAUCUUGAUGCAUUCGGAAAGCUUAGUUACAUUUUAUUUAAUACAACAGAUCUUCCUUUUAAAAUUGAGAGCGAAACAGGAAGUAUCAAAGUAUCAGAUAAUUUAGAUAGAGAGAAAAUUAGAAGUUAUUCCUUUAAAGUUAUUGUUUUUGACAGUGGCAAUCCAAAAUUACACAAUGAAACUAAUAUUGUAGUUAAAAUCUUAGAUGUCAACGACAACCGUCCUAAAUUUAAAUCAAAUGUAGAAGUUAUUUCUUUAAAAGAAAAUAAACCAGUAGGCACAUCAAUAUCUUUAUUAUCGCCCACGGCAUCUGACGAAGAUAUUGAAGAGAAUGCCAUUCUGCGAUACGAGGCUGUCCAAAGUAGUGAUGAUCUUUAUGUAGACUAUGUAACUGGUGAAAUAAAAACAUUGCGUAUUUUUGACAGAGAGUUUCAGUCAAGUAUAACUUUUAAUUAUAUUGCAUACGAUCUUGGAAAUCCUCAACUUGUUUCUGAAAAACGGGUAAUAGUUCUAAAUAUUGAAGAUGAGAAUGACAAUGCUCCAAUGUGGAUUACAAAUACAUCUCUAUCUAUUCUUGAAGAUUAUUCAAUUAAUACUCAAAUUUUUGUUAUGGAAGCCUUUGACAAUGACCUGGGACAGAAUGCUGAUAUAAACUAUUAUAUUAAAGACAAUUCAAUGUUUCAAAUUUCCUCUUCAGGUUCAGUUUCCUUAAGAAAAAGUUUGGAUCGGGAAACUAAAGACAUUUAUAAUUUGACAAUUUUUGCACGUGAUAAUGGAGACGUACCUCUUGAAAAUUUUAUUACUGUUAAUAUCACAGUUUUAGAUGUCAAUGACAAUUAUCCAAUUUUUAAUGAGGAUGAAUUGCAUGCAGAAAUAAAAGAGAACUGUAAAGGAAUAAGUGAUUUAGUGAAGCUUCAAGCAACAGAUCAAGAUAUUGGUAGUAAUGCACAGAUAUUGUACUCUCUUCAACAUGACUUAUUUUCGAUUGAUUCUAUAACUGGGCAAGUCAAAGUUCUUCGAGCACUAGAUCGUGAAGAAAUAAGUCAAUAUAAUAUUACAGUUGUUGCCAGAGACAAAGGGAAUCCGUCACUGCACACAGAAGCUUUUUUAAUUGUGUAUGUUUUAGAUAUGGAUGACAACUGUCCAGUAUUUACCUCGUCUUUUUAUAAAGAAACAAUUUUAGAAAAUCUACCAUAUGGAACGUUCAUUUUGCAAGUGACAGCUACUGACAAAGAUAUUGGGGCAAAUGCUGAUUUGAACUAUGGCAUUCUAGAGAGCAAUGAUCGUGGGGCAUUUAAAAUAGACUCUGUUUCAGGCUGGAUUACUGUUAUGACUUCAGAUAAAGUAGAUCGUGAGUUUUCAGAAGUAUAUCAUCUUUUAAUAAAAGCAGGCUCUACCUCAUGUGGAUAUACUGAAAGUGACAAUGUGGGUGAAGAGGGGGAAGUAAAAAAUAAUUACACAGUAGCAAAUGUCUAUAUUACUGUAACAGAUAUAAAUGAUAAUGCACCAAUAAUUUUAAAUGUUGAAAACAAAAUCUAUUAUGAAAAUGUUCUCACAACAGAUAUUGUUGUUGUGAAUGCAACUGAUAAGGAUUUAGGAAAAGGUGGAGAGAUUGAAUUUAGUAUAAUACGAAUUGACCAGAAAGUUGUUUCUAAUCAAGUUCAGAAUCAUGUGAUGGUAGGUGUAUCAGAUAAAGGUGAUAAACCUUUAUCAAGCAACGCCACUUUUAUUGUUAUCAACACUGUUACAUGUGAUGCUAUGUAUUUUUCUAUCACUGAAGUUGGUCUUUUGAAAGUAAGCAGUUUAUGCUCUGUGCAAAAUCAGAAUUCGCAAUCUGAGAUUGUAGUUUUGGUAAACAAUUCAGUUUCUUUGUCAUGCAUUGCAACUGGUAAUUCUCCUGUAAUCUAUCGAUGGUCAAAAGACGGAAGUCUUAUUUCUGGGUGGUCUAAUGAUGGUAAUAUAUCAUUGCCAUCAGUAAAACCUGAUUAUGAAGGAUCCUAUUCGUGCAUUGCAUCAAGUAAACCAGGAGUUAUUCAGUCAAAUGUGACAAAACUGUUAAUACAUGAAAAACCCUCCAUUCUGAAACAACCUACUAACGUUGUUGUAAACGAAAGGGAGACUGCUAUUUUAACAGUCAAGGCUACCGCAAAUCCACGUCCAACAUAUCAAUGGUUUAAAAAUGAUUUACCGAUAAAACAUGCAACUCAAGAUGAAUUUGUUUUGGAAUCAACAAUACCGGCGGAUUCUGCUACUUAUUUUUGUAAUAUUACAAACAACCAAGGACAAGUUCAGUCCGAAAAAGUAAAGAUAAACGUUGUUAAUCGGGAAAGCGUGGUUGAACUAAAUAUAAAGAUAUUAAAACCAAACAUUAAAAAUAUGUGUUUUGAUUUUUUCUUAGAAGAUUUUGAGGAGCAAGCUAAAGUUAUAUUAAAUCGACCACUGUUUGUUACAAACUUUCGAAAUACCGAUGACAUAAAAAAACUUUGUAACCGAACAGCUUGCAGUAAAAAUCCUUGCCGAAAUAAAGGUUUAUGCGAAAUCAUAGAUACCGGGUUUCAAUGUGUUUGCACAGACUCCUGGCAAGGUCAAACAUGCGAAGAAAACGUAAAUGAAUGUGCUCCGGAUUCGAACACUUGUAAUAAAGGAAAUUGCACUGAUCUAGUCGGUUCGUUUAGCUGUGCUUGUCCGCAAGGAAAGUCUGGAAAUCGGUGUCAAUAUAGUUCAAAUGCAUGCCAAAGUAACAAGUGUAUUGAAAAGAAUGAAGUUUGCGUACCUUCCAAAAGCAACCUUUUCCGGUGCAUCAAUAAAUCUAACAUAAUGACGCUGAUAUCAAAACCCAUUACGAAUUGGAGUCUUCAAACUCAAUACGAUUUGGAACUUUCUCUUAAUCGCAUAAUAAAGACAAUGAUCACGUCCGUACCUGCAGAUAGAAAACGGAAAAGGAAAGAUAUUUCUGUCGUGGAUUUCGGGCACUGCAUUGUACAUGUGAUAGAUCACGUUUUAGAAAAUGAUGAAUCAAAAGUGUUUUUUAUACUUGAUUGCACAAUUAGUAAGUUGGGUAGCAAUAAAUCGGCCAUCUUUUUUUUACCUGACGUUGUAAAAGAAUUUUGUUUGCAAUUACUUUCCAGCGACGAUGCUUUUAGUCAGUGCGGACAACUUGAUGAAUUUAUGCAUAAACCUGUAUUGCCAAAAAUGACGACAUUAAACGCCAACGUUCACUUUGUUAUAAAAGAUGACAACGAAAAAAUACUACCAGCUGAUAAAGCCAUUCAAAUCAUGACGGAAAAUGAUUUCGCUUAUCGUUUAGAAAAAUAUAAUUAUAAAGUUACAAGUUUUUGGAGUGCUCACGAUAAACCAAUACAAGAAAAAAAAGGACGAACUCUCAUGAUAGCUCUUUCCGCUUCCUGCGCUGUCGUUAUAUUAGCUGUUGUUUUUGUGUUUGUUUACCAACGCCGUUGCUUAAAAUCAAACGAUAAAAAUAACCAAUCAUCUAUAAUGUUUCAGCGAUCUAUGAUGGUGCCCAACGCUAGUACUUCUAAUCUUAUUCCUGAUUAUACAAGCAAAAGAAACAAGGUUUUUGAUGAAAAAAACGAAGUUGUUAAUGAUGAUGCAUUCAUGUCUGAAGUGCCGACUGAGCUUAUUUCAAAAAAAUAUUAAGAUUGAUGUAAAUUUGAACAAAUUUUGCUAAUUUUGUAAUUAUUUUUUAGUAUGAAAACGUUUUUUAGUAUGUAAAA